GGGAGCUCCUGCGGUGAUGGUGGAUCAGUUGGUAAAUAGAAAAAGAGAAUUAAUUUAGCCGGUUUUACGCGAGUUUUAUAAGCGGUUUUUUAUAGAUAGUAAUACGGUUUCGCGAAAAUGCUUGGGAAAGCAUUUCUUAUUUUGAGUGCUGUGUUGCUUGUGCGAGCAGCACAAUCUGAUUUUUACAGUGAUCUUAGCCUCUUCCAUGAGCUCCAACAACCAUACAGGGCAAAUUGGAAUUGGCACAAUCCCGUUGUGAAUCCUAGACGAGCAAUCGAAGAGGAACUAGCAUCUUCGGAAGACGACAGCGAUGAACGCGAACCACUAGCCAAAGACUACAAAGAUCCACCUGCUGCCAGUUCAGAGCAAAAACCUGUCUUGGUGCCUAAACCAAAGCCCGAUCUGAAAUCGAUACCCGAAAAGCCUGAAAUUCCCGAUUUACCUGAGAAUCCAGAAAGACCUUUAACUGAGAUUCUUCCGGGUGGUGUGGUGGAUGUUAAUUCUGAUGGUUUUGGAGGUCCUUUCAAUCCAUUUGGACCCGAGUUUGAUUUUUCUUCGUCCUUUGGAGUUAAUUCGAAACCCUUCGGCAUUGGAGAUUUGUUUAACACGUUCCAGGGUAGUCAAUGGUGGAAAGGAAAGAACGUUUGCAUCGAAAGAGAAGAGAGUACCGAUGAUGACGAAGACAGUGACGAGGACCAAAGUAAUGAAGAAGGCAAGAAAAAUUCAACAUCGAAAGCUCCAAAGGCUCUUCCUGAUUUAUUUUCAACUUCAAUCAGCUUGUCCAACUGUUUCGAAACCGCAUCCAAGUAUGAAUGUGUCACAAAAAUAAAUAACCAUGGUGUCUUCAAGACGUUUACGGUUCGCUACAAGUGCUGCUAUGGAUAUACUAGAACUAGAGGAGGUGGAUGCGACAAAAAGGCAGAUCUGAAACUCAUUUUGGACACUUUGGAUGACAUCAAGGCUUCAGAGUUCAGAAACUUAAUCAAAACAAGUCAGCUUGACGAAAAAUUCACGGACGGCAACUUUUCUUUGUUUGUGCCUACGGACGAUGCUCUAACUGAAUACAACGAUAAAAUGAUAGAGAUGAACAACGUUGUGAGAAGACGUAGAGGCCUCGGUCAACAUCUUUCAACCCGAGAUUUGGUAUUAAGUCACGCUGUAGAAGGAUUCGUUGAUUUAACGGAUCUAGCGAAUGAUGACGUGAUUUAUAGUGAAAACAACAACAGUUCUAUCAGAGUCAACAUCUAUCCAACAAACACAAGGGAAAGACUAGUAACUGUCAAUUGUGCUAGAGUUAAAACACCCAACGUCUUGGCCAAAAACGGUAUCAUCCAUGUCACGGAUGGCGUUGUUGUUCCAGCUACCCAAGACAUUGAAACCAUUAUUAAGACUCAUCCCCGAUUGACUAAUUUAAAGGAAGCUAUAUCAAAAACGGACAUUCCCAGUCACAUUAAACCAGAUGGACACUACACCGUAUUUGCACCCACCGAUGAAGCAUUUAACAAGUUGGAUGAAGUACAGAAGCAGAAAAUUCUGAGAGGAUCGGGAUGUGCAUCAAGUAUCUUGAAGUUCCAUUUCACUGCUCAUACUGUAUGUUCUCCCGCCAUUAUUGGUAAUGCCACAACCCACAACGUUGAAGGAGAUUUGUUGAAUCUGGAAAGAACAGUUGAUGAUGAACUGAUCUUAGAACGGAAAGCAAAAUUGGUUGGUACUGAUAUCAUUGCUACCAACGGUGUUAUUCAUUUGGUCGAUGCUGUAAUUGUUCCAGAUGCAGGUCUUUAUAUUGGCAACGUACUUAAACACCAAAACUACACCAAAUUCCAGGAACUCAUCCAAAAGGCUGAACUAGAAGAACAAAUUAACGAACUCCAAAAUGCUACAGUAUUCGUUCCAAGUAAUCAAGCUUUUGAAAGUCCUGAAGGACAGAAGUUAUUGAGCGAGAUCGAAAACGACAAAGAGAAGCUGAAAGAAAUCGUCAGGUAUCACACAAUUCAGGGUCAACUCCAGUCAGGAGAUAUGAACAAUAACGAAAAGUUGGUGACGUAUGAUAACGGAAGAGAACUUAGAUUGAAUCUCUAUUCAACUUUGCCCCUAUUUACCAACAUCGUGAACCGAGCCACAGUAAACUGCGCAAGAUUGAUAGGUUUCGACGAAAAAGCGUGCGGUUCCACCAUUCACGAAGUCAACAAAAUCUUGGUACCACCUACUAGAAACAUCUUGGAAGUUAUCGAAAACGACGAGAGAUAUUCAACUCUGAAAACUCUACUGAAAGACACAGAAUUGGAGAAGAUCCUACAGGAAAAUAAUAGAUCGUUGACAUUGUUAGCUCCUACAGAUGAAACAUUUGCAGCUUUGGACGACAAAGAUCGUGAGGCAUUAAUGAAGGAUAAGAAAAAGGCAGAACAUAUUUUGAAGCAUCAUGUGCUAACUGAGGUUCUGUGUUGCUCAGGUGUCGGUCCACAUUCCUGGGGUUUUAGCAGCUUUAUUUCAACUCUGGCCAAUACGCAGAUAGAAGUAGGCCGCACUGGAAGUAGAAUCCGCGUUAACAGAGCAGUAGUCACUAGCUGUGAUAAUUUAGCGACGAACGGAGUCGUACACACCGUCAACAAAGUAUUAUUGCCCAGACAACCACCCGUUUCGUCUAUCGGGGGCUUCUUCCUUUUCGACCUUUAGAGUUUUUAAAGUGAUUUAGAAUCAUCGUGUAAUGCAGAUUUUGACAGUCUAGAAGAAAAAUAACGUGCAACUAAUAUUUACAUUAUUUCCAGUUUAUUUAUUUUGUCUUUGUAUACAAUAUGUUUCUAGUUUGUACUUUGUAAACACAUGAGACCUCCAUUAGCCAAAAAAAAAUCAAGAAUAUAUUAAUCAAGAGAAAUAAUGGAUGGUAAAUCUUUACCAAAAUAACUAGAUUAUCAACUUUGUGAAAUAAUUCUCAAUGGAAUAGUUUAGGAAGUUGAGGUUAUUUCUAGUAUUAUAUUGAUAUUAUAUCUACACCAAGAAUUGCUGCAUCACAAAAAAAUAAAGCCGUACAAGUACUUUUGGUACUCUGGUGAAUGAUAUUUUUUAUCAAAAAAAUGUUUUUGUUCAUUGUUUUAGAAAAUUUGUACCAAUCUAUACCAUAUAAUUGUAUUUAUAAUUUCUUGUUGGUUAAUACUGCAGAGUUUGUUUUUGUAUUUACAUCAUAUAUGCUGCCAAGUUGUGACGUCAUGGAUCUUAACCUAACCUAACCCUCUUUUCUUGGGUCAUGGAUGUCUUGUUUUCAUAUCUAGCGAACGCUUGAACAAAAAAUCUGCAAUAUGCGAUGAUUUAAUGACUGAACUUAAUGUACUUGUGUUGUCUAUAGCUUUUUACCCAGAUAAAAUUCAGAACGAAGAUGUUACUUUCAUUUUAGUAAGCGAUCUGGGUAGAAAUUGAAAAAAUAAUUUAUUUUUAUUUUAGUAUUUUAUUCUAAGAUUAUAAUAUAUUAGCUUGUAUUAGUCUAGCAAUAAAGUUUUUAAUGUUUGAA
This is a messenger RNA of Diabrotica balteata, 3502 nucleotides long. NCBI's taxonomy places the organism in Eukaryota, Metazoa, Arthropoda, Insecta, Coleoptera, Chrysomelidae. The record is from the annotation of a GenBank genome assembly.